Molecule: messenger RNA, 1519 nt
Organism: Neltuma alba
Lineage: Eukaryota; Viridiplantae; Streptophyta; Magnoliopsida; Fabales; Fabaceae
Product: thaumatin-like protein 1b
Exons: 3
Coding region: 136-1095 (319 amino acids)
Source: RefSeq, a predicted model, not a curated record
AUUAUUUUCUUAAAGCAAGAAGGAGGAACUAAUACAGCACGGACUUCGCAAGAAAAGUAAGGCUGUUUGCCAUCGUCUAAUCAAAUCCUCUCUCUCUCUCUCUGUUGUUUGCUAUCGUCUCUCAUGUUUUGAUGAAUGAUCCUGCUGCUUUCCUCUAUGGGACGCCUUCUUCGCUUCCUUAUCAUUCUCAUCUUCCUUGCACUGUCUUUCCUGUCGGAGGUGCAACCGGCAUCUUUCAAGAUUGUGAAUAAGUGUCGCCACACGAUUUGGCCGGGUCUGCUCUCUGGCGCCACUUCUCCACAGCUUUCCACCACUGGAUUCGCUCUUCCAAGUGGCAAGUCAGAGACUAUAAACAUCCCCAAAUCUUGGUCGGGUAGGAUAUGGGCUCGGACCCUUUGUGGUCGAGAUUCUGACGGAAAGUUCUCCUGCCUCACUGCAGACUGCGGCUCCGGUCAAGUACAGUGUGCCGGUGGAGCUAAGCCGCCCGCCACGCUGGCUGAGUUCACUCUCAACGGCGCCGACGGGUUAGAUUUCUACGACGUGAGCUUGGUCGACGGCUACAACCUGCCGAUGCUGAUCGUCGCGAAAGGAGGAAAACGGGGUGGAUGUAGCGCCACUGGAUGUUUGGUUGACCUGAACGGAGCGUGCCCGGCUGAUCUUAAGGUGGCGAGUGGGAAUGGGACAGGGAAAAGCGUGGCUUGCAGAAGCGCGUGUGAGGCUUUUGGGGAUCCGCAGUAUUGCUGCAGUGAGGCGUACGCUACGCCCGACACGUGUCAUCCAUCAGUGUAUUCGGAAUUCUUCAAGCACGCUUGUCCCCGCGCGUAUAGCUACGCUUACGAUGACAAGACAAGCACGUACACGUGUGCUUCGGCCGACUACUUGAUCAUAUUCUGCCCCUUGCCCUACACCAGCCAAAAGGUGCUGGGAGCACGAAAAGAUGGGGCAACACUUCCUCUUGUAAACAAGACCAUGAUGUACUUGAAGCACUCAGGAGUUUCUUCAUCAACAGGUCUGAAUCAAAUGCAGAUUAUGGCUUACAUUGCCUCUCUUGCAGCUGCAUCUUUCCUGUUUUGCUCUCUUUUUCAUCCGUUAUGACUCAUAUUUGCAUGCACGCUUGAAGCAGAUAAGUUAGGUAAAACGAAAGUGCCUGAGUUGCAUCUUUGACUGAAUCUGUGUGAGCUCUUCAUUUUGUUAAGUGCCUUUCCCUGCUUCCAAAUUUUGCAUUACUGUCUCAAAUGAUUUUAGUCUGCUGACUCUUCACAUCAUGCAGGACUGCAAGAAUACUAUAUGGGGGUAUACUGUAAAUACAUUUUUUCCCCUUUGGUAUAAUGUACAUCAAGAUUUUAGUAGCUUAUCUCGGUUGAUUAUUGAAUUUUGAGUUUACCAUAAGAGGCAUUGGCAAGUUGUAAAGUAUUGUUUGGAAAUUUCUGUGCCUGCAAUCAGAUUUUGGGAAGACGAAGUUACAGUAUUGUUGAUAUAGCAUCCGCAGAAAUGCCCAAGUAAUUACUAGUAUCAUGUC